AUGACAAAAGGAAAUGGCACUGAAUUGACUGAAUUCUUUCUUCUGGGAUUUGGUGCCCAACAUGAGUUUUGGUAUGUCCUCUUCAUUGUAUUUCUUCUGAUCUAUGUCACCUCCAUGGUGAGUAAUAUUGGAAUGAUCCUACUCAUCAAGACAGAUUCCAGACUUCAAACACCCAUGUACUUUUUUCUUCAACAUUUGGCUUUUGUUGAUAUCUGUUACACCUCUGCUAUCACACCCAAGAUGCUCCAAGACUUCACAAAAGAAAACAAGUCAAUAUCACUCAGGGGAUGUGCACUGCAGUUAUUCGUUUAUGCAACAUUUGCAACCAGUGACUGUUACCUCCUGGCUGCUAUGGCAGUGGACCGUUAUGUAGCCAUCUGUAAGCCACUUCGCUAUCCCAUAAUCAUGUCCCGAACGGUCUGCAUCCAACUAGUAGCCGGAUCAUAUGCCAUGGGCUCAUUAAAUGCCUCUGUACACACAUCUUUUACAUUUUCACUGUCCUUCUGCAGGUCUACAAGCAUUGAUCACUUUUUCUGUGAUGUUCCCCCAAUUCUCGCCCUUUCCUGCUCCAACACUGACAUCAACAUCAUGGUGCUUGUCAUCUUUGUGGGAUUUAACUUGGUGUUCACCGUGUUGGUUGUCAUAUUUUCCUACAUAUACAUCAUGGCUGCCAUCCUGAGGAUGUCUUCUACUGCAGGGAGGAGAAAGGCCUUCUCCACGUGUGCCUCCCACCUGACGGCCGUCACCAUUUUCUAUGGAACCCUCUCUUACAUGUACUUACAGCCUCAUUCUGAUCAUCCCCAGGAGAAUAUGAAAGUGGCCUCUAUAUUUUAUGCCAUUGUGAUUCCCAUGUUGAACCCUCUGAUUUAUAGUUUGAGAAAUCAGGAGGUGAAAGAAGCUUUAAAAGUGGUAAGAAAAGCGUUCUUUUAG
Molecule: messenger RNA, 930 nt
Organism: Microcebus murinus (gray mouse lemur)
Lineage: Eukaryota; Metazoa; Chordata; Mammalia; Primates; Cheirogaleidae
Product: olfactory receptor 5AK2-like
Biological process (GO): G protein-coupled receptor signaling pathway
Cellular component (GO): membrane
Molecular function (GO): G protein-coupled receptor activity; olfactory receptor activity
Source: RefSeq, a predicted model, not a curated record